AUGGAGCCCCUUUUCUCUGGCGUCUCCAACAACGCCCACCAUCUCUACACACUGCUCUCCUGCAUUGGUUUCGCACAUAAGGCCACCGUCCAAAUCACCCCAGAUGGCCUCCGAUUCUCAGUGGAGGAAGGCCGCGUCAUCCAAGGACUAGCCUUUCUCGACAAGUCGCUCUUCACCAGCUACACAUUCAAUCCAUCGACCGACACCCAACAUAACAGUCAGAACGGAACACCCCAAGACGACAAUGAAUCCUCACAAAAUGGGGCCUACCCUCACUUUGUCGUUUCCCUCUCCGCCAUCCUCGAAACCCUAAAGAUCUUCGGCAUCAACGAGCUCUCCGAAUCCAAUCGACCCCGCGACUCUAGCAUCACGCAAACCGGCAUCGCCUCGUCAAGCGCAUUUAACGCCCCAGCCCUGCUAAUGGACCGCUCCUGCACCCUACAAUACGCCCAACACGGCGCCCCGCUUAGCAUCACCAUCACCGAAGCUGGCGUAAAAACAACCUGCGAGCUAGUAACCUAUGAGCCCGACGAAGACGAAGCAGACAUUCCUCUCCAGCGAGACGCCAUCAUCAUGAAAAUCAUCAUGCGGUCCGCCUGGCUACACAAUGCCAUCGCCGAACUCGACUCCUCCACCCCCACAAUCCUGAAACUGUCCGCCUGCGCCAAGCGAGAACCGUACUUUGCUCUUUCCGGCGCGGGCGGCCCGUUCAGUGAAUCCACUGUGGAGUUCUCGGUUGACCAGCACAACGAGAUCGCCGGUGGUGCUGGUCAGGGCUCCACACAAUCUCAGAUGCACAAGGUGUUGUUCGAUGAUGGCUCUUCCCGGGCUCGCGCAACUAGAGCUAAGCUUGCGCCUACGGUCACGGAAACUUUCCUUGUUUCUCCUCCUUCUUCCAUGGGCGAGCGCAUUCAACAGAGCUAUCGCUUUGCGUUGAUUCGCAAGGCUGCGAGGGCUAUGUCUGUCGCUAAUAAGGUUAGUAUCCGUGGGGAUCGGCAGGGGGUGUUGAGCUUACAGUUCAUGGUUGAGCUUGAUGAUCAUAAUGUGCCAGUGGGCAGACCGGUUGGUGCUGGCGUAAAGGGUCCCAAUGGACCUGUCUGCUUUGUAGAUUUCCGGUUUGUGCCAUUGCUAGACGAAGAGGAGGCUGAGAUGGAGAUGGGCCCAGAAGGCGAAUAG
Penicillium samsonianum is the source of this 1176-nucleotide messenger RNA. RefSeq names its product Rad1/Rec1/Rad17 family repair protein. The transcript has a single exon. Gene Ontology annotation, biological process: DNA repair; DNA damage checkpoint signaling. NCBI's taxonomy places the organism in Eukaryota, Fungi, Ascomycota, Eurotiomycetes, Eurotiales, Aspergillaceae. The record is from RefSeq and is a predicted model, not a curated record. The coding region runs from base 1 to 1176 and encodes 391 amino acids. Gene Ontology annotation, cellular component: checkpoint clamp complex.